This is a messenger RNA of Rhineura floridana, 2312 nucleotides long. RefSeq names its product zinc finger DHHC-type palmitoyltransferase 13 (gene ZDHHC13). NCBI's taxonomy places the organism in Eukaryota, Metazoa, Chordata, Lepidosauria, Squamata, Rhineuridae. The transcript is spliced from 17 exons. The coding region runs from base 157 to 2019 and encodes 620 amino acids. The record is from RefSeq and is a predicted model, not a curated record. Gene Ontology annotation, cellular component: Golgi membrane. Gene Ontology annotation, molecular function: protein binding; palmitoyltransferase activity. Gene Ontology annotation, biological process: protein palmitoylation.
GCCUCCGAGCCGCCAGGGGCCGGGUCAGCAAGGCAAGCUCGUCGUUCUUUAGUCUCCAGCUCCUGUGCGCCGCUUCGACCGGUUGGGGAGGCGUAACCAGGAAGUGGCGCCAGGAAACGUCUCUGUCACCCGAGCGGGGUGUCUUGGCUGGCUGGCAUGGAGGGCAGCGGCGGCGGCUGUGGGGAGCGUGAGUGUAAAAAUCACAGCCAUGGUCCCCUUGGCCUUCAUGGCCACAGCUGGUCUAAAAUGUAUGAAGAAAAAGAUCUACCAGAAGAACAAGAUGUGCUUCCUUUUGUGGGGGGCUACAGCAAUUUUGAUAUUGUCAAAGCAACUCAAUAUGGCUUGUUGGACCGGUGUCAGGAGUUGGUGGAAGCGGGAUAUGAUGUACGACAGCCCGACAAAGAAAAUGUGACCCUUCUUCACUGGGCAGCAAUAAAUAAUCGGCUUGAUCUAGUAAAGUUCUUUAUUUCCAAAGGUGCAGUGGUGGAUCAACUAGGAGGGGAUUUAAAUUCAACACCACUUCAUUGGGCUGUUAGACAAGGGCAUUUGUCUAUGGUCAUAUUGUUGUUAAAAUGUGGAGCAGACCCAACUCUUAUUGAUGGCGAAGGAUAUAGCAGUCUGCAUUUAGCUGUGCUUUUUCAGCACAUGCCCGUCAUAGCUUACCUCAUAUCAAAGGGUCAGAGUGUAGAUUCAGCUGAUCGAAAUGGACAAACACCUCUUAUGCUGUCAGCCCACAAAGUAAUUGGGAUGGAACCUACUCGUUUUCUGUUAAAGUUUAAUCCUUCUAUCAAAGUUGUAGACGACAUAGAGAAAAACACUGCGUUGCAUUGGGCUGUUAUAGCAGGAAAUAUUAGUGCUGUAGAUGUAUUGUUAGAAGCUGGAUCCAGUCUGGACAUCAAAAAUAUCAAGGGAGACAGGCCACUUGAUCUCGCUCAUCAAACUAAAAAUCGCUUACUUACUCACUUGCUUUCUGAAGAAGAAAAAAUAAGAGCCAGAAAAACUUCCAGGUUUCUGAGGAUUCUGGAGAAAAAUGAGUUCUUGCUCUUGCUAGUGUCAUCGUUGACGUUGAUAUGGGCUAUAGGAUAUGUAGCAGACUUAAAUUCUGAUUCUUGGCUGCUGAAAGGAAGCUUGCUAGUCUUCAUAUUUGUUAUCCUAUCCCUGUUUGCAAGGCAGUUUGUAGGAUUCAACAAACUAAAAUAUUUUCCAGUAGCGUUCAUGCUUGGUUCUGUCUUCUGGAUAUCUUGGACCUGUUUUAUCCGUUUCCUGCCUGAUUUUUCAGGCACAGUUUCUCAGCUUCCCUUUUUUCUUGGCAUGGUUGGUCUUUUCUAUUAUUUCUACAAAACUGUCAGGACUGAUCCUGGAUUCAUUAAGACUACAGAAGAAGAGAAUAAAAAGAAUAUAAUUGACCUCGGAGAAUCUGGCUGCUUGGAUUUCAGAACCUUUUGCACAUCAUGUCUCGUGAAAAAACCUUUGAGAUCCAUGCACUGCCACACUUGCAACUCUUGUGUAGCUAGAUAUGACCAACAUUGCAUUUGGAUUGGACGGUGUAUAGGUGUUGGCAACCAUUCUUAUUUUGUUCUGUUUCUCUUCUUCCUGACAAUGGUGAAUAUUUGGGCUAUAUACGGAACAAUUCUGUAUUGGUCAGAACACUGCACAACAACAUAUCGGGAAGAUGGAGCCUGGAUUUCCUUCACACAGAUUGUGUCAUGUUCUCCAUGGGUGUUGUACAUUUUCACACUAAUAUUUUUUCACACAUCAUGGGCUACAUUGCUGCUAAUCCUUCAGCUUUAUCAGAUUUCAUUUCUUGGAUUGACCUCACAUGAGAGGAUUACCCUCUGGAGUAAGCGUUCAAAGCAUCCUGUUUCACUCAGGAAAACUCCUUAUAACCAUGGAUGCCUCCAGAACCUAGCAGACUUCUUUACUUGUAGAUGCUUUGGAAUGUUCAAGCCCAACAUCAUUGACUGGACUAAGCAGUACACACUAACAUUUCAUACAGUGAAGGAUGUUCAUCCUGUGUGAAGAGAACCUGCACCAGAUUCAUCUGGUGGCUUAAAUAAAUGUGGAUAUUUGGUGUAUAUAUUGUACAAUUUACAAAUUAUUCUGUAAUUCCCUUGGUUAUAUUAUUGUUAUGUUGGAAAAGAAAGUAAAGUUUACAUGCACAAACUGCAGCAAACUCAAUAAUGCAAUGACAAUUGUAGUUUAUAUAUGACAUCUUUGAAUAGGUUUGUUUGGAAAGAAGUACAACUGUGAAAUAUCAUUUUUCAAAUUGCUAAUGAAAGGUCUCUUUUUAAUAAAGUAGUUUGUAAAUCCUA